UCCGGAGCUGGCAUAAACCAACUCUUUUACACCACCAAUAAUAUAGUGCCACAUCAGCUUUUUAAUGAAAAGGCAAUACAUUCUAAUACACUCAAUCACAGCUCACAUAAACCUUCAAUCCUCAAUCAAACUACACGAUAGUCUCAAACAAACCCCAAAUCAGAUUCCUCCUCUCCUCUUAGCACCGGAGCUCCACCUCGCCACUGCACACGUCGUCUCUGGAGCUGGCGCCGCCGCACCGAACUCAAGGAAGUGUUCAAGACUCAAGAGAGCCAUUCUACAGCCUAGACCACCUCAAAGUUUUGCACUACAUAAUGUUCAGGAAGUUAUAAAACCUCAAGUCUCAACCCAAACAAGUGUUGUUGGAAGUAGUGGAGUUGGUAGAUAUGGAAAAGGAAUUGGAACUAGUGCUGGAAAAGGAAGAGCUGGAAAUUGAGCUGGAAAAGAUUGAAGGGUAGUAGCAGUGUUAGUUUUGCAGGACCUUUUAUAUAUUAGGACCUUUGAUUGUUUGAACCUUUUAUGGUUACUAUUUUGUACAACUGUCCACAAGCUUAUUUGAUGGUGUUAAUGGACAAAAGUAACCUACUUUAUGUUGAUCUUAGGUAGGACCUUUGGUUAAGCUUAUAUGAUGGUGAUACUGGACAUAAGUAUCCUAUUUUUUGUUGGAUAAUAGUUUACAAAACCUUUAUG
Quercus lobata is the source of this 690-nucleotide messenger RNA. RefSeq lists its product as uncharacterized. The coding region runs from base 65 to 436 and encodes 123 amino acids. Lineage: Eukaryota; Viridiplantae; Streptophyta; Magnoliopsida; Fagales; Fagaceae. The transcript is spliced from 3 exons. The record is from RefSeq and is a predicted model, not a curated record.